AGUCAUAGUGGACGGCUUGACAAUAGUCACUCGAAAACACAAUGAAGCAUAAAUUCUUCUUCUUCUUCUUUUUUUCUCAUAUUGUUUUGCAUCAAAGCUGAGAGAAGAACAAAUUGAAGAGCUUUGAGAUCAAAGCUAGCUUCUUGAUCGUUCUCUCUGCACUUUCAUUUGUUUGAAUGAAAAUCUAAUUCAUCCAGGCAAAAAUUGGUGUCCAUGUUUUUUUUUUGUUGGUAUGGUUCGGUAGAUAGAUCUGAAAUUGUGUUUCUUUCUUAAUUGAGGUCCCAAAGAGAUAUGGCUGAUCUUGCUUCAGGGGGUGUUGUGGGGGCAGCUUUUGGAGAGGGAUUUGCUAUUUUGCACGAUACAGUUAAGCAUGUGGUUGGCCAAAUCAUCAUGUUCAAAUCCGAACUCAAACGCUUAGAAUCCACGCUAGAUGGUGUGGCACCAAUGGUCCGAGAAAUAGAAGAAUUAAGCCAAGCUCUUAAUUUCCCAGUAAAGGAAACACAGAGCUUGGUGGAACAAAUGAAGAAGGGCAAGGAGCUGGUUCUCAAGUGCUCCAAAAUCAAGCGUCGGAAUUGGAACUAUUGUGUCAAAGCCUAUUCUUAUUCGAACAAGCUAUCCAAGUUGAACAAGGCUAUUGAAAAGUUCUGUCAGGUUAAUUUGAUAGUACAGAACACAAGGAAUGGGUUGGAGACAUUGACCUUGGUGAGUCAGAACACAAAGAUUGGGUUGAAGGCUUUGACAGGGGUGACUCAGAACACAGGGAUUGGGUUGGAUACUUUGGCCGAGGUGAAUCACAACACAACGAUUGGGUUGGAGACUUUGGCCGAGGUGAAUCACAACACAAGGAUUGGGUUGGAGACUUUGGCCGAGUUAAAUCAGAACACAACGAUUGGGUUGGAGACUUUGGCCGAUGUGAAUUACACCACAAGGGUUGGGUUGGAGACAUUGGCCGAGGUGAAUCACAACACAAGGAUUGGAUUGGAGACAUUGACGGAGGUGAAUGAGAACAAAAGGGCUUUGAAUCUUGUUUUGAAGCAUGUGGAGAGUCAGAAUUCGAACAUGAAGAAGAAAUAUGGGACAUCGUCGUGUGCGGUUCCUAAACUCAGGGAUUAUAUUGUUGGGUUUGAUUUGCAUUUGAAGGAGUUGAAGAGGGAGCUGUUGAAGGAAGAGGUGUCUGUGCUUAUAGUGACUGCUCUUGGAGGUUGCGGGAAGACCACAUUGGUCAAAAUGCUUGGUUGGGAUGAGGAAAUUAUAGACAUAUAUAUGGGCAAUAUAUUUUUUGUCAACGUUUCAAAAACUCCCAACCUGAAGGUCAUUGUACAAAACCUAUUUAGUUAUAAUGGUGAUGAGUGCCCUGAGUUUCAAAGUGAUGAAGAUGCAAUCAACCAGCUGGAGCAACUACUGUAUCAAAUUGGUCAACCCAUAUUGUUGAUCUUGGAUGAUGUCUGGCCUGAAUCAGAAUCCCUUAUUGAUAAGUUCAAGUUUAAUAUUCCAAAUUACAAGAUUGUGGUGACUUCAAGAAAAGCAUUUUCAAGAUUUAAGUUUAGAUUUCAAUUAAAUCCAUUAGCUCAUGAAGAUGCAAUGAGACUUUUUUGUCACUCAGCAUCAAUGCAAGAUGGGAGCUCUUACAUACUAGAAGAAGAUAUGGAAAAGAUAGUAAGAUACUGUGGGGGGUUGCCAAUAGCCCUUGAAGUGAUUGGCGGUUCACUCUGUGGGCAGCCUGUAGAGGUUUGGCAAAGUAAAGUAAUGGGAUGGUCUGAAGGUCAUUCUAUUUUUGACUCUGAUAAUGAGGUGCUUGCUCGUCUCCAAAAAUGUCUAGACUUUUCUGCUGACAAGAUCAUCCUCAAAGAGUAUUUCAUGGACCUAGGUUCAUUUCCUGAAGACCAAAGAAUCCCUGCUACUGCCCUCAUUGAUGUUUGGACAGAAUUACAUGAAUCAGGCAAAAACGAUGUCCAUGCUAUUGCUAAUUUGCAUGAACUCAACAGUCGGAAUUUGGCUAGUCUUGUUAUGAAAAGGAAAGAUGCAGAAGAGGGCAGUUACUAUUACAAUGAAGAAUUCGUCACCCAACAUGAUCUUCUUAGGGAGCUAGCUAUCCAAUUGAGCAGCCAGAAGCCAAUAAUAGAAAGGACAAGACUGAUUGUGGACAUCAGGGAGAACAAUCUGCCAGACUGGUGGAUGAAACCACAACUUAUCAAUGCACGCUUAUUAUCUAUCUCUACUGAUGAGCAGUUUUCGUCGAGUUGGUGCAACGACAUUCAAGCACCUGAAGUUGAGGCUUUAAUUCUGAAUUUUCGAACAAGGAAUUACGCCUUACCUGAGUUUGUGAAGAAUAUGGUUAAACUCAAGGUUAUGAUUGUCACUAAUUAUGGUUUCUUUCCUGCUGAAUUAAGUAAUUUUCAGCUACUCAGUUCUCUCCCCAAUCUAAAGAGAAUUAGAUUAGAGAAGGUUUCAUUUUCUUCCCUUUGCAAUACCCUUGUACAAUUGAGGAGUUUGAAGAAAAUAUCUUUGUUUAUGUGUAAUAUUGGUCAAACUUUUGGGAAUUCUACUAUACAAGUUUCAGAUUCAUUUCCAAAUCUAAUGGAGAUAAACAUUGACUAUUGCAAUGAUUUGGUGGAAUUGCCUACAUGGUUGUGUGAGUUUCUCCACCUAAAAAAACUCAACAUCACCAAUUGUCAUAAGUUGUCUGAAUUGCCUGAAGAAAUCGGAAAGUUGGUGAAUUUAGAAGAGCUAAGGCUUAGGUCUUGUACCGAAUUGUCAGAGUUGCCAGAGUCAACCAGAAGCCUCCAUAAGUUACGCAUUCUUGACAUAUCUGACUGCCUAAGCAUUAUCAAGUUGCCAAAACACAUCGGUGAGUUGCAUACAUUGAAAGAGUUACACAUGAAAGAGUGCUUGAGAUUGCGCAAGCAGUUGCCAUCAUCAAUUAUUGAUCUCAAGCAGUUGAGACUUGUGGUAUGUGAUGAAGAGAGGGCCAAGUUAUGGGAGCCUUUUGAGGAAUUCUUCUCCAAUUUAAAGGUAAUGAAGGCUAAGAAAGAUAUCAACUUGAAUUGGCUUUCCAAAUCAUGAUUUCUGAGACCUAUUUCUUGAAAACUUUUGUAAAUUUAUCAUUUUAGAUUAUUCUCUUCCGUUCUUUGUUUCAAUUUUCUUUUUUCUUCUGUAAUGAUUAUGAAACAAGUGGCUUAGUACACUAGAACAGGAAUAUUUUUUUAAGAGUUGCAGUUUUAGAUAUGAUAAUGUACCCUUUAAAAGUAUUGAGACAAUUUAAGGUUGAGGGAUGCGAAUGUGAUUGUUUUCGUUGUAUGGUGAAA
Messenger RNA from Quercus lobata, 3305 nucleotides. Its product is annotated as probable disease resistance protein At5g66900. The transcript has 5 exons. NCBI's taxonomy places the organism in Eukaryota, Viridiplantae, Streptophyta, Magnoliopsida, Fagales, Fagaceae. Bases 292 to 3063 code for a protein of 923 amino acids. The record is from RefSeq and is a predicted model, not a curated record. Gene Ontology annotation, molecular function: ADP binding.